AUGGAGCCAACCAUUUACAUCAACUCGUCGAGCGCGAACGUCAUGGGUCUGAGUACCGAGAUAGCGUCCCAGGUCUUGGCCUUCCACCGCAAGCUGCCACAGUACGACGAGACGCCGCUUCAUUCGCUACCAACAUUGGCCAAAGAACUUCAGCUCGGGCACGUCUUUGUCAAGGACGAGUCAGGUCGCUUCGGUUUACCAUCCUUCAAGAUCCUGGGUGCCUCUUGGGCUGUCUUCAGGGCUCUCGCCGAGAAGCUGGGCCUGGACCCCGCGAGCCUUGUGGAAGACACCCGAGAGUCGUCACAGCUGUGGGAGGACCUGGGAGCCAAGGCAAAGACCCACGGAUUCAGCCUCGUCACAUGCUCAGAGGGGAACUGGGGCCGAGCUGUUGCUCGCAUGGCCCGAUAUCUUGGCAUGCCCGCCAGAAUCCUCAUCCCAGCUUUCAUGCCAGAGACCACGAGAGCGCGGAUACGAUCCGAAGGCGUUGAAAUUAUCGUGGUAGACGGAAGCUACGAUGACAGCGUCGCUGCUGCUAGAAGGGAAGCAGACGUGGACGACAAGGUCAUACUCGUUAUGGAUAUGGGCUGGGAUGGCUACGAGCAGAUCCCCGAGCAGUGGGUGGUCGAGGGCUACACCACUAUGUUACGUGAAGCGGACGCUCAGGUUCUAGCCAUGACACGGGGCAUCACAGCAACCCAUGCCUUCAUUCCUGUUGGCGUAGGGUCUAUCGCCCACGCCGUCACUCGCCAUUACAAAAGCACAGAGCGGGACCAGAGCUCUAGGGCGUCGGUCAUCACCGUCGAGCCCACCACCGCUGCAUGUUUCAAGGCGUCGCUUGAGGCUGGCCGGAUCACUCCUGUGCACACUGGUGACUCUAUUAUGUGUGGCAUGAAUUGUGGAACGGUAUCAUCAACCGCCUGGCCAGUCCUUCAGCCUGCAGUAAAUGCCGAUGUCACCGUUACCGACUACCAGGCUCACAUGGCCGUCUGCGAGCUCGAGAGCCUGGGCCUGCAGCCAGGCCCAUGCGGUGCUGCCACGCUGGCCGCGCUGAGGACCGCUUGUCGAGAUGCGAGAGCCGAACUCCACCUCAGCCCAAGUUCCGUUGUCGUACUGUUCUGCACGGAGGGAAAAAGAGAGUACGCGAUCCCCGUGGCUGAAGGAUGA
This is a messenger RNA of Cryphonectria parasitica EP155, 1164 nucleotides long. RefSeq lists its product as uncharacterized. The record is from RefSeq and is a predicted model, not a curated record. Lineage: Eukaryota; Fungi; Ascomycota; Sordariomycetes; Diaporthales; Cryphonectriaceae. The transcript has 2 exons. Bases 1 to 1164 code for a protein of 387 amino acids.